AUGUCUCUCGAGGUCAUUUACGUGACCCGGCAUGGGUUCCGUUCGCCGUGGAGUGUCGAACCGUCUACCGGCAACUAUACGGCUACUAUCCGGUCCCCUACGGGUUUGCCAACGGACCCUGCCCUCACGUCUCACGGCGUUGAGCAGGCGAAUGAGCUAGCAAGCCACCUAUUACGGCUAGAUCCGCCAGUUGAGCAGGUUUACUCGAGUCCAUAUUAUCGGUGCUUACAGACUAUUCAGCCAUUUGUGCGUAGCUUCAGACGUAGCCAGACCCAGUCGCCUGGGCAUGUCUCGGAGGAGGCCCCUUUUGAGAUCCGUGCGGACCGUGGGCUGAGCGAGUGGUAUGGCUCUGCUCACUUCGAGCACCCGUCGUCAGCGCCCGUGGAUGAGCUACAGUGCUAUUUUCCCGAAAUCGACGCUACUUAUGCGUCUAAUCCGGCGCCCUCACGCUAUGGAGAGUCGCUACCGCACCUACACGACCGGGUUACAAAGGUAAUCGACACUAUCAUUAAACAUAGCGAUCGGGAGGGGCGCAAGGCGGUGCUAGUGUGUACCCAUGCAGCUGUGGUCAUCGCUCUCGGGAGAGUUCUCACUGGGCAGAUGGACGUCGAUUUUCGCGCAUUCACCUGUGGAUUGAGCCGCUACCGACGGCGGAGACUUCCUAGCCUUGGGGAAUUGAUUGGUCCUAGCGGUGAGGAGGGCCUCAAUUCUGCAGCCCCGACCGCGCAGGGCGGGAGUCAGAUCGGUGAGGCUGGAUCUGAGGUCUGCCCGGGAGCCGAUUCCACAGGUGCUGCCGAUCGCUAUCCACACGACUCAGGGUGGCCUGAUAUAGCGUCACCACAGAGGCGCAGGGCGGCUGGACUAAAUGGAGGCUGGAUCUGCGAGCUAGAUUCGGACUGUAGCUUCCUUCGGUGUGGCGAGGAAAGGGGAUGGAGGUUUACAGGUGACGAAUCAUUCAUCGAGGUUGAUGAUAACGACCUACGCUCAUCUAGUGUAGGCCCCGACUCUGGUACGUCGGUUGAUAGGAUGAAGCUAGGAGCCGACGACGGCCACACUAGUGGAACCUCCAAGUUGUGAUCUAUCGUCCACGCCAACCAGUUGCUGGUCCUGAUAGCGAGGUUUGCGGCUUGCACAUUGAUGAUGUGCUUGUGCAAUCAUCAAUCCCAUCUGCGCCCACCGUCACUUUGUACAGGGUAUAGCGAUAUAUACCUUUAGACUCGCUCCGGUUAGCACAAGCCUACUCAGUGCAAAGCUGCUCGUCGAGUAUGAGCCCUCCCACAUUAAGAGACCGUGCCGGGCUCAUCUAUAGAGGCUCAAAAGCCUCUUCCUUUGGGCAUGUAACUAUCUUGCGAGGAUCACCGACGUUUUCUGAUUAGUAGCGCCGUCUUGCG
This is a messenger RNA of Durotheca rogersii, 1391 nucleotides long. RefSeq names its product phosphoglycerate mutase-like protein. The record is from RefSeq and is a predicted model, not a curated record. Bases 1 to 1077 code for a protein of 358 amino acids. The transcript is spliced from 3 exons. NCBI's taxonomy places the organism in Eukaryota, Fungi, Ascomycota, Sordariomycetes, Xylariales, Xylariaceae.